AUGGCGGGGUGGCGGAUGAAGGAUGGCGGCGGGAUGAAGGAUGGCGGGAUGAAGGAUGGCGGGAUGAAGUAUGGCGGGAUGAAGUAUGGCGGGAUGGAGGGUAUCGUCGCUGUCGCUGUCGCUGUCGAUGUCGAUGUCAGUGUCGAUGGCAUCGACAUCGAUAGCGACCAGUUCCGUCGCUGGUGGCUGGAAGGACCCUUGAUCGAUGCAGAUCAAUGCCCAUCUGGACGCGUCGUCGUCGGCGUCGUUUCGUCGGCGUCGAUCCGUCAGCGGUUAGGUAACCGCUGA
This is a messenger RNA of Pseudogymnoascus destructans, 288 nucleotides long. RefSeq lists its product as uncharacterized. The record is from RefSeq and is a predicted model, not a curated record. The coding region runs from base 1 to 288 and encodes 95 amino acids. The transcript is spliced from 2 exons. NCBI's taxonomy places the organism in Eukaryota, Fungi, Ascomycota, Leotiomycetes, Thelebolales, Thelebolaceae.